GCUGACUGCUUCAACAUUCCUGCGACAGACGCCUGUUAAGAACAAAGUUUCGCAUUAAACUAGCAAAUGGAAAUCUGUCCAGGAUAGAAAGCCACACAUUGUGGCUUAAUAUUCUCUUUUACACAAGGGGAAUAAGUAUCAUUAUUGAGUUGUCUAAUUAGCAAAUUUAGACAUGACAACCAGUUUGGGUGAGGAGUUUACUUUUCUCCAGCAAGUGUUGGAAUGACUCGAGGGGACCCGGUGGCCUAGUUUACAGCGCAUCACAGCAGCUGUUGCUCGCCGGGAGAAACGCCAGUUUCACGGAUUGACCAUUAUUCCUCCUCAAUGAGUGUUAAGUUGGGGGAGGAUUUCAGAUUUCAUCGUGUGUGUGUGUGUGUGUGUGUGUGAGGGUGGAGCUACUAUGGAGAAAGUGAGGCUACAAUAUGAUGAGCAGCACUCACGACGCAUCUGCCGCCAUUCACCUAGCGACUGUCUGCGGCGACACCCACUUCCACCUCGGCGACACCCACCUCCCGCGUGCAGCUCUUGAUCGAGACAACAGCGUAGAGCUGCUCUAGUGUUCCUCUUCUGUGCUGUGACAAGACACCGAACUGCUACUGAGAGACAGAAAACACACAUUUUGAUUACAGAAAUAUUAGCAGAAAAUGGACACUGGGUAGUGCCAGAGAUAAAAUCAAGCCCACGUUAUGGGGUAUUGAUGCAGAUAUCACUAGAAUGCUGUCACAACCACACUGACUCGUGACUUAGAACACUGAAGAGAAAGAACAAAGUUCAGCCACCUGCCACGUCUGCUCAGAAGCAAAGGACUUCCAUGUGUUUGAUUUGAGCAACAUACAAAUACAUCAUCAGUGUCACUGGACUCUGCCCCAGCGUCCAUCAUGAAGACAACCUUGGUCGCAGUGUGGGCAGCGUUGGCAGCCUGUGCUUUCGGCCAACUGCAAGCACCGGCUUCCCUGUCGUCCGCCACGCCUACAGCCGAGGACAGAGCCAUGGCCGUGCCAUUGGCGGCAGAGCACAGGAUGCGCGGAGUCACAGGCUCACAGGAUGGUAGGAGUGCACGUGGCCUCCUUUCGUCUCUCAUCGCUCCAUUUGUGGGAGGCUUUCAGCGUGCAACGGGGGGCCACCGUGGUCGGGAGAGGCCUCGUCCGGCAAAUUGGAGACCCAUAUACACCCGCCACCCUCAAAAACCCGCUCCGCCACAGCCCACCGUCCGGCAUCCUCCUGGAGUGUCACCGCAUUUGGUACAGGCGGACACGAGACAUUCUCUGCAUCCUCAGCUGACCGUGCCGCCAGCCGAGCAGCAGCGCCACGAUAGCCUACAUCGUGAAGUUGUCCGGCAGAAGGCAGUUCCUCAUCCAUUUCCCUUCGAGGUUCCUUCAGAGUUCUUAAGGCCUCGUCCUGAAGACUUGAUGCACGAUGGAAGCGCUCGUGUCACAAUCCCCACCGGACAGGACUUCAAACUCCUGUCAGAGGCGAGCCAUCUAGCACAUAAGGUUUUCAAGGGCGACGGUCUGACAUCACACUUCAAAUCUGGCAUUGAGGGGGAGCCCAAUUUCUCGCCUCUAGAAAGCUCAGUUAACGGGAAAAUUACUGAGGGCGAAUGGCAACCGUUCCAGCCAACUUACGAUGUCUACAGGCCUCCAGCGGACAGUCAGGAUGAGUUCUUCAUUAUCGGGGACACGCUGAUCCCACCUGCUGAACAACAUGCCCCACUGCAACCGCAGCCCUUCAACAUGCCCCACACCCGCUCCUCGGCACAUUUACCAAACCACCAGCACACCUCACUGUCGGCACCACCACCACCACCACCACCACCAGUACAAAACUUCCCUCCACCACCUAAGUUCCCUCCACCAACCAAGUUCCCUUCUUCGCCUGAGUUACAGUUUGGAUCGCAGGAAUCUAACCCCUCUCGUGUUCCUACUUCCUCCUCCCACUUAAGCUUUGCCCCUUCCUCUUCCUCCCUCUCCUCACCACAAUCCCCAAAGCAUCCUUUCCGGACGGCUGCACCAAAUUCACCACCACCACCACCACCACCACCAUCACCACCAUCACCAACCGCAUUCACUAAUUCUCCCAUCACCAUCUACACUUCAUCCCCCACUACGCAUACGCCUCACGCUUCGUCCAAAUUACCACAGCCCACGCCAACUCUGGUUCUCAAGAAGCCGCAUACCCCGAAGAUUCGAGUAACACUGUCGCCUCAGAACCAGCAAGGUGGCCGUCCAGUUCCUCAGAAACAUGACAAAUUCCCUCCCAUAUCGAACCAGCAAAGCCGCUUCCAGUCUUCAGACAGUGAAGACAGCAACACCCGGCCUCCAAAUAUUCAUGGAAACCACUUGCAGCCUUUGCACAAUCAGGAGGGUCACUUCCAGCCUCCACAGGACCAAGAAAAACCCUUCCAGUCUCAACAGAAUCAUGAAAGCCACCUUCAGACUUCACAGAACAGCAGAAACAACUUGCAUUCAUCACAGAAACAACCAAUCUUACUCCCCCCGCCAAGCAGACAUCAACCAGGAUCUCAAAAUCAACAGAACCACGGACCAGCUCCACUGAAACAGGGGAACCAUCAACCAGGACAGAAUUUGCACUCAACUUUACGACCUCAAGGAUCAUCAUCGUCUCCUCAACCACAAAACAACCCACCAACGACUAAAUUAAGCCAUCAGACAGCAGUACAGAAGCACCAGAAUAGAGAACCACAUCUAACACAUCAACAAAAUCCUCAGCAAUCUUUCCAGAACCAGCAUACCCGUUCGCAAUCCUCACAGAAGCAACAGAAUCCCUUACAGUCCUCACAGAACCAAAAGGAGAGUUCACAACCCUCAGAGAUUCAACAUAACCGUUUGCAACAUCCACAUGACCAACAGAACCGUUUGCGGCAUCCACAGAACCACUUGCAACAUCCACAGAACCAACAGAAUCCCUUGCAAUCUCCACAGAACCAGCAGGACCGUUUGCAACAUCCACAGAACCAACAGAGCGGCUUGCAACAUCAACAGGAUCAACAGAGCGACUUGCAACAUCCACAGAAGCAACAAAAUCCUUUGCAACAUCCACAGAAACAACAAAGCCCCCGAGGACCUCCACACAACCAAGGGAGCUUCCAACAACCAAUAAAACAACAACAGAGCCGCUUACAACCUCCUCAGAGCCAACAGAAGCACCUACAACCAUCACAGAAUGAGCAGAGCCAAUUACGACAACUGCAGCACCAACAGAACGGUCUACACUCCUCGCAGAAUGGACAGAACCGCCUACAACUCUCACAGGACGAAAAGAAUGAUUUGCAGCAUUCUAGGGGAGAACACGACCUGAAAAAUCAAGAGAGUUAUUUGCAGUCUCCACAGAGUCGAGAGAACUCGCAACGACCUCCAAACAGCCAACGUCUGAGCGUACAACAACGCCCACAGAGGCCACAUAACCCUAAGCAACCCUCCCAGAAACCCUCACAAUCUCCGCAAAACCAGGAAGUCCACCAUACAACUUUACGUGAUCCAAACACCCCGACAACAUCACAAUACCCGCACAAGACUCCCACGCCGCAGCUGAUCCAACACAGCCAGACACCUGCCGCAGAGAGGCAACGAGUCACUUCACAGAACACAAAGCUUCAGUCACAAGGACCCGAAACUCCCCUUUCGAAACACCCAAGCUAUGCACCGCCUACUGCAGUGCCUCCGUCAGGCACCAAAUCUUCCUUCCCUUCGUCAGGAUCUCCCUUAGAGCAUCAGGGGAAGUUCACUAAAGGGACAAGACCUACUGCAGCUUCCUCCCCAGGCACUAAAACUUCCUUCCCUUCGUCAGAUUAUUCUUCACAGCACCAGGGGGCGUUCGAUAGAGGAAACACAAGACCUACCCCUGCCACCUCCUUUCCUUCUUCAGGGUUCGAGUUCUCUGACAUCAGCGAGAAUGUCGCCAACCAAGUCCUGAGCAAUAUUGGAUCCUUCGGCAAGAGAAUUAGAUCCAAGGAACGUCUUCAAGAACCAUCUGAAGAUCCAGUCAGUGAUGUCAACAAAAGGCUCAUUCGGAACCUGAGGGAUUCUGCCCACUUGCGGAGGACGCGGCUGAGUAACGAGCAGCUGCAGGAGGUGUCUGAGGGCCCCGCCAACUUGCCGCCCAGCCACCAGCUCCACCCAGGCACACACGGCGUCAGCGGGGACACAACGGACUCGGUUUUCCCUGAGGUCACUAACUAUAAUGUGAUGGUGCUGCCCUACCAGACCUUGAAGGAGUCUGGCGCCCCUGCCAAAUCCUCCGACAACUUGGCGCCAAAUUCCUCUGGCCAGGCGUUCCAAGAUGACGUGUCCGUAUUUCUAGUGCAGAGGCAACACUCCAACACCUCGCAGCUUCCCGUCGGUUCUGGCGCCAGUAAUGUCGGAUCCCCGGACAAGACAACAGGAGCCAAAAGAGAGGCAAAGACGUCCUGGAUCUCAGCUGGUGGUUCUGGCGAUGUAGCGGAGAUGCUCGGCUCCCUGGCGCCUCCACCCUCCACCUUCUGUGUUCAUGGGUUCUGCGAGGAAUCCUCCGCCGCCCACUCAGACAACAGGUGGCAGGACAGCCUGGUGAGGGACAGCAGGGCGGCCACCAUUUUCACCUACUCAGAGCUUCAUUCGCCAGCCAACGACUCUUUCUUCUACAGCCAGGCGCGGCCCCAUGACAGGUACGUGUGCGAGGCGACAGUGAAGGAGCUCCGGCCUGGCUGGGGACACUCCGCUGACGGCACAUUGCUCAAGAUUAUCAAUACAGAGAACUUCCCGCAGCGAAUCCGCAUGGAAGUCUGCAGCGGGGCGGUGGGUGACCUGUGUCCCUUCGUGCCGCCACCACUCGCCUCCACCUGCCGUCAACGUUACAGCCUACACAAGAUGGCCGCCUUAGAUCCACAGGCCCCUGGCGGCGGAGUCUUCCAGGCAGCUUUCAGGGUCCCAUCAGGAUGUUUUUGUCAAGUCAGGCAACAGACUCCGCUACCAGAUACCUCGGGGCUCAGCGGUGGCCCUGCUGAGGAGAGAGAACACUCACAGCAGUCAGUGACAGAAGCUCCGGUCGCUGUAUCUACGCCAUCCCAGCGAUUCACCAGGACCCAAAACUCCGGGCCUGAUGCUUUCGGAACUCUGGACGUCAGCUCGGAACCGCAAGCAGCCUUUGGUCAGCACGACAACCAGGGGUUGCAGCACCAGGCGUGGCAGGACCAGGAAGGAUCUAAAUGGCAGGAUUUACACCAGCAGCCACACCACAACCAGCAGCCUCACCACAUAUACCAACCGGACCAGCAACAGCACCACCAGCACCAGCAGCAGCACCAGAACCAGCAGACCAAGCAGCAGCAGCAUCAUCAGCACCAGAACCAGCAACAUCAUUUCCAGGAGCACUCACAUCAGCAGCAGCAACACCAGCAUCAGGAACAUCAACAGCAAAAUCAACACCAACAACACCAACACCAGUUGCAACAGACCGAGCCACAUCAACGCCAUCAUCAUCAACAACAGCAACCACCAUUACCUCCGUCACCUUCAUCACCAACACCACCACCUCCACCACCAUCACCACCAACACCACUACCACCACCAGUACCAGCACCACAUGAACAGCAACAACAACUGUUACUAUUGCAUCAACAAGAGUCCAGCUCCAAGGGGUCGCUGCAUCUGGGGACGUCGACAGUUAGUCCCAAUGAUUGGCGACCCGUAACUUUCUCCCCCGCUUUCAGGGAAUCUCUUGAAACUUCCCCGCACCCUCUGGUCACUUCCUACUUGCAGGUCACUAACAUUACUUUCUCGCGCCCUCCUAGCGGAGUGACAAACUUUGAGACUCCUCCCCCGACCAUUGGUACAGUCUCGCCGAAAGCUCUGUUCCAAGCCACCAGUCCUAUUACCAACCCCACCCUCCCUCCGACCACCACAGCCCUCCACCUCAUCACGCCUUCCACACCCCAGGACUCAAGGCUCCUUGGCGACGAAAAUGAAUUCCUGAAUGUAGAAUUUCCUCCCCCAACCUUCACUACGGGUCCGGUGACGGACUCCCAUCACUCCCAUCACCCUCACCAGGGCAUCAUCGGUGAGCUGAACCACCUGGGAGUAAGGGCUGUUGGGGACAAUGUGCAAGUGUCCGAGACUGGAGACAACAACUUCAUCCUGACGCUGCAGCAGGUGCGGCAGGAUGGGACGCAGGUGCCUCUAGAGCUGCUCAUAUCUGUUGAUGGUCGUCUUAUCUCGGCUGCCUCUUCCCUUUCCUCGGACUCGACACACGCAGCGCAGAGGCGACGCGGUCUUGAAGACACCGAAGUGGACCUCCAGCAGCUGCCUCGGACGGUAAAAAGAUACGUAAAGGAACUUCGGGGCAAAACUCAACAUACCGGAGGCUCUCGCACUCAUGACGAUGUCCAGGAUUCAUCAAACUCCUCUGGUAAUGUACUUCACUUGGCCUUAAACAACGACACAUCAAAGGCCCUAAUCCUUAACGCAAAAUUAGCUCCUAUCAAAGAACGGGGAGAGCAGAGGACGUCCGAUUCUCUCCGUGCGUCUGGUGAAGUUGGUCCUCGCAACAGAGACUCUUUCCGCCUUGUCAGCUCGUCUGUGCCUAAGAAGCUCCCGUUUCCUCACCCAGCCAGGAUGACCAACGCACCUCGACAGUGGAUGCCGCCACCCUCCACGCUGCCUCCUCGAUCCUUUAGUGAUGCUCUCCAGGAUUCAAAAUUCAUCACCGUCACAACGUCCCCAGAACUUUCCUCCCACCAGAUAACCUUUUCUCAUCGUGACAACUCUUUCCCGUCCCUCAGCACUCCCUCCUCUCGUUCUGUCCCCACAGCAUAUCCUCAUGGAAGAGAAUCAGGUUGGGACAUUUCUCAGGCCAGCCAGUCACAGGCCUCACAGUUGAAUUCCAAGAAGCACCCUGUACCAGAGGCUCACCGUCUCCCUGCUGACUGGUGGACAUCACAACUUUUCUCAGAGCGGCCGCACGUUAUACAAAACUAUUUCAUUAAUUUCCAAGACAAUCAAAAGAAGGAGAAGGCAGCGAGUGGCUCAAAAAUGGUGUCUACCUCUGACGCAGCCGAAGGGGAGUCUCUUACCAGACAGAACUUGGGGCUCGGGCUUCGUGAGAGUUUUGCAAGAGGGCCGCAGAAGCGACCUGCUGCAUCGAAUAACAUCACCCGAAAGACUUCCCUCUCAAGACAGCGCCUCUCUUCCCUCCUGAACUCCACCAGCAACUUAUUUGGUGAAAAAUCCAACUCACGUACUAAUAAAGGUUUCCCGAGGUUUACUUUUCCAAUGAUAGUUUUGGAUAACAUGUCUAAUGACCGAACAAAGAGGAAGCUAAAGGGCCAAGCAGCACCGGUGUUUUCACUGUCACGACCAAGAAAAAAGACCAGCAACAGGACGAUUCGUGAUGUUGGCGAUUUGGCAAGCAAUGUUGAGAAUGCGGACACCAAAGUGAAAAUUCGCCUUAAGUUUGCAAAGAGCCUCACAGAAUCUGGUUACAUCAUCCCACACAAUGAAAGAGUUCUGCAGCCGUCAAGUGUCGGUAGCAGCCUCUACGGUGACGCAUCAAAGUCGAUUAUGACACCCUCGAGAAGCAAACUCCAGUUGACGCUUUCUCCGGUGAGUCCAAUACAAACAGCCUGGCGCGGCGUCCAUGCUUCAUCACGUACCCUCGGUCACACGUCACCAUACAUCACGACAAACACCCGCAGUUCCGGAAGAAAGGGAGCACAGGUCUGGCUGGCGGACACCAUAGAUCGCGCGUCCUUCUCGUCCAUGGAAAUGUCAGAGUCCCAAAUUCAACCACAGUGGCGUCCAAGCCUCAGUCAGGGGCAGGAAUUUGCUCUCUUGGCGCACCCGGUAACUGGUGACCUGUUGCCCUUCCCUCCCUCUACUGAUGUCACGCUACAUCCACGACCAAUGAUAGCCAGUGCAGCCAUUGCUCAGGACGUGUUUUCCCCGCACCGCCACUCCCAGAUCCACAUUCUUGGAAGUCAAGCCCAGCACAGGCCUGUACUUGCUUCUGCCACUAGGCAACCUUCGAGAGUAAGAGAAUACAUCUUAUCUCCGGUGCUUCCCCUAGAUGUGGUGAUGGCGCAUCAGCGCGAGAGGCUGUGGGGGAAAUGGUAA
Scylla paramamosain (green mud crab) is the source of this 8105-nucleotide messenger RNA. RefSeq lists its product as uncharacterized. Bases 879 to 8105 code for a protein of 2408 amino acids. The transcript is spliced from 12 exons. NCBI's taxonomy places the organism in Eukaryota, Metazoa, Arthropoda, Malacostraca, Decapoda, Portunidae. The record is from RefSeq and is a predicted model, not a curated record.